GAACUUUGAUGUUAACCAGAGUGGGUACACCUGUUGGAUUUCAGUCCCCGCAAGCCAUGCAACAUGCAAUCCUACAUUUGUGUGAAGUCACUUGUACGUUUAGAUGUCUACAAGAAGGCUGGAAUUGUACGUAGACCAAAACAGCGGGAAGGCUGGGAAUUGAAGAAGUGGGAGACAUGGAAGUGUAUGCUUGGCAAGGAUGCGGAUGUGCGGAGCCAGAUCCACAAAUUUGAGCAUGACUUACUUAAUAAGCAAUAUAACAUUGCAGAACAUGUACUCACGGAACUCAAUCAGCUGUUGCAGCGCAAACCAGAUAAUCCAGAUCAGCCAUUGUCUGUCCGGAGGCUUAAUUGGGUGGAGCAGAAUCGGGAGCAGCAGAAGUUAAUGGCUCGUUUAAGUAAGAUAAAACACAUGAUUAAGGUACAGUGUGACAGUGUGCUUGCAUUUAUUGAUGCACUAACACUAUUUACUAUUGUUGGUGAAAUAUGCCAUAUUUGACAAAGUUGUCUUCCGUAUAGGUCGAAGCAGG
Triticum urartu is the source of this 529-nucleotide messenger RNA. Lineage: Eukaryota; Viridiplantae; Streptophyta; Magnoliopsida; Poales; Poaceae. The record is from RefSeq and is a predicted model, not a curated record.